GUGAAAUGACAGCAAGCCAUUAUUUCAUUCAAUAAUGAUAAUUAUUACUCCCUCUCAGUUAAUAUGUCCUUCACUGUAAGUGUUUCACUUUCUAUCGAGAUGGAAUUUUCACUGCAUAUAAUGGCUCUAUUUUAUUGUGGUGUAUGGAAUGAAAAUAUUAAAUAUCCUUUACUAUAUAUUGUUUAUAAAAUUAUAGUAUUAUCAAUAGUUUGUCUUUUUUCAAUUUCAUUAUUUACGGAAUGUAUAAGAAAUUAUGGUUCAAAUGAUGAUAAUUCAAUUCAAGGAUUAUUUAUUGCGGUGCCAUUUUUUGCUGCCGUUUUAAAAUUAAUAAUAUUCUAUUUAUUUCCAAAGAAAGUAAAAAAAUUAAUAAAAUUGUUUAAAGCAAAAAUUUGUCAACCAAAUUCUGAUGAAGAAUGGAUAAUAUGGAAUGCAUAUAAAAAAAGUGUUGAUUCAAUGUUUUGGAUAAUUUUUAUUUUCACAUUAUUAAGUGGAUCGGCAUUAUUAAUAUUGCCAUUAAUAGAUGGUGAAUUAAGAAAUUUUAUUUUACCAUUUAAAACUUAUCAACCUUUUGAAAUUAUAAAUUUUAAAUUAUAUAUUUUAACAUAUUUGUGGCAAAUAUUGGCAUCAUUUUAUGGAAUUUUAUUUAAUGUCACUUCAGACACAUUUGCUUAUGGAACAAUAACAUUGCUGUGUGGUCAAUAUGAUAUUUAUUGUUUAAGACUAUCAAAAAUUGGCAAUGAAACUAAAUGUUAUUCUAUUAAAUAUUAUGUCGAUCAUUAUUCUAUUAUUCAAAAAUUUAUUUGGUAUGCGCAAGAUUUUUUUAUGAUGGGAAUAACACCUCUAUUUUGUUUUAGUCUUAUAACUCUAGCUGCAACUAUUUUAAAUGUCGUUCAGGUAAAUUUAUUUAGCGCCAAAUUUGUUACGAUGCUUAUUUUCUUGCUGUGCAUGUUAACACAAAUUUUUCUCUAUUGCUGGUUUGGAAAUUUUUUAAUUGAUAAGAGUCAAGAAGUGACGAAUAUAAUUUACAAUUGUAAUUGGAUUGAUUUGACAAAUGUUGAAAAAAAAAGUUUAAAGUUUUUAAUGCAAUUUAGUGGAAAAGGAAACGUAUUUUCAUACCAUGGACAAUGCAUUUUAAAUCUAAACACUUUCGUAUGGAUUGUGAAAGCUUCGUAUACUGCACUCAAUGUCUUGAAGCGAAGUGCUAAUUGAUAAAUCAAUUGUAUUUUUUUUUACUUUGCUGACGUGGAAAUACAAAAUUUUGAAAAAUGUGAAGUUGUUUACAAAAUAUGGUAUUUUUUUGAUAAAUUGUUCUUAUAU
This is a messenger RNA of Leptopilina boulardi, 1317 nucleotides long. Its product is annotated as odorant receptor 46a-like. Gene Ontology annotation, cellular component: plasma membrane. The transcript is spliced from 5 exons. The record is from RefSeq and is a predicted model, not a curated record. NCBI's taxonomy places the organism in Eukaryota, Metazoa, Arthropoda, Insecta, Hymenoptera, Figitidae. The coding region runs from base 64 to 1209 and encodes 381 amino acids. Gene Ontology annotation, biological process: detection of chemical stimulus involved in sensory perception of smell; sensory perception of smell. Gene Ontology annotation, molecular function: olfactory receptor activity; odorant binding.